AGCGUCAACACCAAGAACCUGCUCGUCAAAGGCGGAGAAUGGAAGCUGGGCGUUGAGGAGGAGCCCCUUCCAUUCCAGAUCGUUCAAGUCGAUCAGGUCCUGACGAAUCCCUUUAACAACGACCAAGCAAUCUUGAUUCUGUCAGAAGAGCUAAGGCUUGCGCAGAAUGUCGCGCCGAUCUGCCUCCCUCCACCGACUGAAACUGUCGAUGUCGUUUUUAAUCGGACUGAGAAGUGUAUUGUGACUGGAUGGGGAAAAUCUGUUCUGCAAGCUCACCUUCAAGGCAGCAUCAUCCACGGAAUAGACGUCUCCCUUCUGGCCCCUGGAGAGUGCAAGAACAAGAUCAGCCAACGGGACCUUUCGAACCCGCUCAGCGCCGGCUGUGGGCAGCCCACCAACCCUGCUCACAACAUUUGCAAGGUGGACGUCGGCAGUGCUAUUGCUUGCACCUCAGACGGCAUUCACUACGUAUUGCGAGGCGUUUACUCUUGGGACUCUGGAUGUCAAGUCAAAAACACAAUCUUCCGUUUCAACUCAGUCGACAUUGAAUGGUUCAGAUGGGCCACCGGACAGAUCGAAAGCAAACGUUUCGCGAAGUUCACAACUACGACGAGCACCACAACGGAAAGCAGAGUUCCUGGAACAACAACAGUUAAGAAAAUAAAUGAAAAAAAAGUAAAGACCGAGGUGGGAAGAAUCGGGGUCACGGAUAUUACAACAUACCGAGUUUUCCUGAAAAAGUAUAGAGACGAUGGCAAAUGCGGUUUGCAAUACCCCCAAAAACCCUACGGUAAUCGCAAAGAAUUGGAGCUGGACUUCGCCGAGAUCCCCUGGCAGGCCAUGAUCCUUCUGAAGACCGACAAGAGCCUUCUCUGCGGCGGUGCGAUCGUUCAGCCUAAUGUCGUCAUGACCACUGGUAGCUGCGUUAAAGACGUCGACACCAAGAACCUGCUUGUCAAAGGCGGAGAAUGGAAGCUGGGCGUUGAGGAGGAGCCCCUUCCAUUCCAGAUCGUUCAAGUCGAUCAGGUCCUGACGAAUCCCUUUAACAACGACCAAGCAAUCUUGAUUCUGUCAGAAGAGCUAAGGCUUGCGCAGAAUGUCGCGCCGAUCUGCCUCCCUCCACCGACUGAAACUGUCGAUGUCGUUUUUAAUCGGACUGAGAAGUGUAUUGUGACUGGAUGGGGAAAAUCUGUUCUGCAAGCUCACCUUCAAGGCAGCAUCAUCCACGGAAUAGACGUCUCCCUUCUGGCCCCUGGAGAGUGCAAGAACAAGAUCAGCCAACGGGACCUUUCGAACCCGCUCAGCGCCGGCUGUGGGCAGCCCACCAACCCUGCUCACAACAUUUGCAAGGUGGACGUCGGCAGUGCUAUUGCUUGCACCUCAGACGGCAUUCACUACGUAUUGCGAGGCGUUUACUCUUGGGACUCUGGCUGUCAAGUCAAAAACCCAAUCUUCCGUUUCAACUCAGUCGACAUCGAAUGGUUCAGAUGGGCCACCGGACAGAUCGAAAGCAAACGUUUUGCGAAGUUCACAAGUACGACGAGCACCACAACGGAAAGCAGAGUUCCUGGAACAACAACAGUUAAGAAAAUAAAUGAAAAAAAAGUAACGACCGAGGUGGGAAGAAUCGGGGUCACGGAUAUUACAACAUACCGAGUUUUCCUGAAAAAGUAUAGAGACGAUGGCAAAUGCGGUUUGCAAUACCCCCAAAAACCCUACGGUAAUCGCAAAGAAUUGGAGCUGGACUUCGCCGAGAUCCCCUGGCAGGCCAUGAUCCUGCUGAAGACCGACAAGAGCCUUCUCUGCGGCGGUGCGAUCGUUCAGCCUAAUGUCGUCAUGACCACUGGUAGCUGCGUUAAAGGCGUCGACACCAAGAACCUGCUCGUCAAAGGCGGAGAAUGGAAGCUGGGCGUUGAGGAGGAGCCCCUUCCAUUUCAGAUCGUUCAAGUCGAUCAGGUCCUGACGAAUCCCUUUAACAACGACCAAGCAAUCUUGAUUCUGUCAGAAGAGCUAAGGCUUGCGCAGAAUGUCGCGCCGAUCUGCCUCCCUCCACCGACUGAAACUGUCGAUGUCGUUUUUAAUCGGACUGAGAAGUGUAUUGUGACUGGAUGGGGAAAAUCUGUUCUGCAAGCUCACCUUCAAGGCAGCAUCAUCCACGGAAUAGACGUCUCCCUUCUGGCCCCUGGAGAGUGCAAGAACAAGAUCAGCCAACGGGACCUUUCGAACCCGCUCAGCGCCGGCUGUGGGCAGCCCACCAACCCUGCUCACAACAUUUGCAAGGUGGACGUCGGCAGUGCUAUUGCUUGCACCUCAGACGGCAUUCACUACGUAUUGCGAGGCGUUUACUCUUGGGACUCUGGAUGUCAAGUCAAAAACCCAAUCUUCCGUUUCAACUCAGUCGACAUCGAAUGGUUCAGAUGGGCCACCGGACAGAUCGAAAGCAAACGUUUCGCGAAGUUCACAACUACAACGAGCACCACAACGGAAAGCAGAGUUCCUGGAACAACAACAGUUAAGAAAAUAAAUGAAAAAAAUGUCGAAACUGGUGUAGUAUCAGUCAAAACGACAACACCAACCCAGCAGAAGCCGAACCAGGGGAGUGACCUGGUCUCCGAAAAGGAAAACUCAAAAUAUAUGCGUAGAGUCUUCCUAAAAAAAUAUUCAGGAAGUGGCGAAUGCGGUGUACAAAACCCCCAGUUACCGCAAGGUAACCAUAAGGAUUCGGAGGUGGACUUUGCCGAGAUCCCCUGGCAGGCUACCAUCAUGCUGCAGACCAACUAUACCCAGCUCUGCGGCGGUGUCAUAGCUAGGCCUGACGUCGUCAUCACCUCUGCAAACUGUGUUCAAGGCCUUGACGCCGAAAAACUGGUCGUCAAAACCGGAGAAUGGAUACUGGGAGAGGGAUCUAGGAAAAAGGAGCCCCUUCCACACCAGAUUGUAAAGGUCCAGCAUAUCCUACGACAUCCUGGAUUCAUCGAGGGUUUCUCAUCGAACGACGCAGCCAUUUUGGUCCUCGCAGAGGACUUAAAGCUUGCACCGCAUGUCGCGCCGAUUUGCCUCCCUGCAUCAACUGAAACUUUCAACGUCGUUUAUAACAAACCUGGGAAAUGUAUUGUGACUGGAUGGGGAAAAUCUGUUCUGCAAGCUCACCUUGAACGCAGUGUCAUCCACGGAAUAGGCGUGUCCGUCUUGGCCCCUGGAAUAUGCGCAAACAGGAUCAGCCGAGACUACAGUUACUUACGCGACCUUUAUGAUCCGAAGAGCACCGCCUGCGGACAGCCCAGCAACCCCGAUAAGAACUUUUGCCAGGCGGAUGUCGGCAGUGCUGUUGCUUGCACCACAGACGGCAUUCACUACGUAUUACGAGGCAUUUACUCUUGGGACUCUGGCUGCGAAGUCGGCAAACAGCUGAUUGGUAUUUACAAAUUCGACAUUGAGUGGUAUGAAUGGGCUAUUGGACAGAUCGAAAGCGUUCGUUUCUCUGAAUACGUAGUGACGACAAUCACUGAGACGCAACGCCGAGUCACCACAAAGCCAAUUGUCAAGAGCACGACAACAGUUGAGACCAUCACCACCAAUGGCUUUAACACUGGCACAACCACCACGGGCAUUACAGGAACCACGAAGACCUCAGGCGUCCAGGGAACCUUCAAUUAUGGAAAUGCUGGAAAGAACGACGUGGCUUCUAAAAAUUCAGGACUUAAAGAAGUCAUCACCACCGUAACUAACAAAAAGGUUAUCACCACAGGAGCUUCCCCCGUCGGCACAGCAAUAAACGGAGGCAUCCAGGGAACCGUCAAUUACGGAAAUGCUGGAAAGAUCGACGUGGCUUCUAAAAAUUUUGGACGUAAAGAAGUCAUCACCACUGUAACUAACAAAAAGGUUAUCACCACAGGAGCUUCCCCCGUCGGCACAGCAAUAAACGGAGGCAUCCAGGGAACCGUCAAUUAUGGAAAUGCUGGAAAGAUCGACGUGGCUUCUAAAAAUUUAGGACGUAAAGAAGUCAUCACCACCGUAACUAACAAAAAGGUUAUCACCACAGGAGCUUCCCCCGUCGGCACAGCAAUAAACGGAGGCAUCCAGGGAACCGUCAAUUAUGGAAAUGCUGGAAAGAUCGACGUGGCUUCUAAAAAUGUAGGACGUAAAGAAGUCAUCACCACCGUAACUAACAAAAAGGUUAUCACCACAGGAGCUUCCCCCGUCGGCACAGCAAUAAACGGAGGCAUCCAGGGAACCGUCAAUUAUGGAAAUGCUGGAAAGAUCGACGUGGCUUCUAAAAAUUUAGGACGUAAAGAAGUCAUCACCACCGUAACUAACAAAAAGGUUAUCACCACAGGAGCUUCCCCCAUCGGCACAGCAAUAAACGGAGGCAUCCAGGGAACCGUCAAUUAUGGAAAUGCUGGAAAGAUCGACGUGGCUUCUAAAAAUUUAGGACGUAAAGAAGUCAUCACCACCGUAACUGACAAAAAGUUUAUCACCACAGGAGCUUCCCCCGUCGGCACAACAAUAAACGGAGGCAUCCAGGGAAUUUCUGGCUCUGCCAAGAGCCUCCCAGGAGUACAGAAACCAGCGGGAGAAUCAAAACAAUUUGUAUACACGAAUGUCGGUGGUGAUCUCUCACAGUUAAUAAAAUCAUUUAAACCAAAGCAAUAAAGAAUUAGUCAAGUCAUUAAAAUCGGGACGUAUCAAGUAAUAGUUACCGGCACGGAUCUUGAGCGCUGACCUUCACCUGCGCAGAAGUGAUUUUUUGUAUCCCUUUUCCGGUAUGAAGUGAGGCGCGGGGCGGACUAAAGUGCAGUGAUUUGCCCGCAGCGCAUCACGUCAAGCCGUCACUCGUGAUUGGUCGAAAUUCGUUGUUUGCUGCAGUUGCAUGCACCGCAACACGA
Molecule: messenger RNA, 4886 nt
Organism: Trichoplusia ni (cabbage looper)
Lineage: Eukaryota; Metazoa; Arthropoda; Insecta; Lepidoptera; Noctuidae
Product: transmembrane protease serine 9-like
Exons: 22
Biological process (GO): proteolysis
Molecular function (GO): serine-type endopeptidase activity
Source: RefSeq, a predicted model, not a curated record